Phytophthora infestans T30-4 is the source of this 741-nucleotide messenger RNA. RefSeq lists its product as uncharacterized. Lineage: Eukaryota; Oomycota; Peronosporomycetes; Peronosporales; Peronosporaceae. The record is from RefSeq and is a predicted model, not a curated record. Gene Ontology annotation, biological process: fatty acid elongation, polyunsaturated fatty acid; fatty acid elongation, saturated fatty acid; sphingolipid biosynthetic process. The transcript has 4 exons. Bases 1 to 741 code for a protein of 246 amino acids. Gene Ontology annotation, cellular component: endoplasmic reticulum membrane. Gene Ontology annotation, molecular function: fatty acid elongase activity.
AUGGCGUCAGGUCUGAUGCAGAGCUACUACAGGUGGGCAAAUGCCACGGAGGCCAAGGUGCUAGACUGGGUCGACCCUGAGGGAGGCUGGAAAGCUCACCCCAUGACACACUACCCACUGGCAGACUUCGCCAGCGUCUUUGCUAUUUGCGUCGCCUACGUCCUGUUUGUCGUGUUUGGAUCGGCUCUCAUGAAGCAAGGCAUCCCUACGAUCAAAACUGGUUCAAUCCAGUUCAUCUACAAUCCCAUCCAGGUUAUUGUGUGCUCCUACAUGUUCAUGGAGACGGCCAUCCAGGCCUACCGUAACGCCGACGACCCCGUAAUGGGCAACGUGCUCUACUUUUUCUAUUUGUCCAAGAUGCUCGAUCUGUGUAAUACUGUUUUCAUCGUUGUGGGCAAGAAGUGGCGACAACUGUCGUUCCUGCACGUGUACCACCAUCUCUCGGUGCUGAUCAUUUACUACAUCGUCUUCCGCGUGGCGCAGGACGGCGACUCUUACGCGUCGGUGGUGCUCAAUGGCUUCGUACACACCAUCAUGUACACGUACUACUUUGUGAGCGCGCACACCCGCGAUAUCUGGUGGAAGCGGUACUUGACAAUGAUCCAGCUCAUCCAGUUCGUGACCAUGAAUGUGCAGGGCUACUUCAUGUACUCUCGCCGCUGCCCAGGUAUGCCGCCGAUGAUCCCGCUCAUCUAUUUGGUGUACGUGCAGUCGCUGUUCUGGCAAAGGUAUGACACAUGA